AUGGACAAUCGCCGCCUCUACGCGCUGCAGCUCACGGCCAUGGACCUCUGGCCGCGGCGCUGCCGGGUGCGCUGCUUGCGCAGGGAGCGCUUGCCCCGGCACAAGUUCAAGACCCAGUACCGGAAGUUCAACACGACGAGCUCGGGGCGCUGCAUCGAUGUUUGCACCAGGUACCAGCAGUUCGACACCUGGAGCUGGUACGAGCGGGCCCUCGAAAUCGAGGGGUACUCGCUGUCCCGGCGGCUUGGGUCCAUGCUGUGUAUCUUCGAGGCUGCACCGGUGCUCGGGGCUUUGCUCUUCCGCAGCGGCCUCACGGGCUUCGAGUCCCGCCGACCCCUAGUCCUCGGAUUCCUGCUGGCCUUCGGUGUGGACUUCCUGCGGCAGCAGGUGCCAGUCUUUGAGCGUGCGCUCUCCGACCUCCAGGUCAGGGCCAUCAUGGAUGGCGAAGCGCUGCAGAUGACGUCCUGGUGGAAGAAGGAGGGGGAGGAGCCGUGCGGCGUCUGCCCAGCGCAGUUGGCAGCCACCCUGGCCGUGGCCCUGGUGCUUCUGCUGCCGUACAUCCUCGGGGUGGCCCGGGAGAAAGUGCGCUCCUCGCUCCUCUCGUGCUGGUUCGGCAUUGCUUUUAUGCUGACAUUGCAGCUGGCCUCCGUGGGCUGGAAGUUGUGGUCCAGAGGUCGCUCGGCUGCUGCGGUCCCGCUCGGCGGAGCGAAGGAAGUAGAGGAGGCGGAGGAGGCGGAGCGGGAGGAGCCAGAGGACAAAACCACAAAAAGCCGCGACGACGCCGAGGAGGCUACGCAGGCGACGCAGACGGCGGCCACCGGCUCAUAG
Molecule: messenger RNA, 828 nt
Organism: Symbiodinium sp. CCMP2592
Lineage: Eukaryota; Dinophyceae; Suessiales; Symbiodiniaceae
Source: the annotation of a GenBank genome assembly